GCGGGGCGGCGGCAGGAAGGGGGUCGCGGGGCGGCGGAGCGCGGUUGUUCUCGGUGUCGCCGGGGUUGCCGCCAGUAGAGCAGCAGCGUGGCCGUGGCCGGUGGUUCUCGACUUGGAAUCUAAACAGAAUUCCAAUGCAAUGGGUCUUUGGUUUUACUGGAAAUAUCCUCGUGCCUCGUUCUAAAAGAUGACUGAUGCUGGUUUCUGCGAUGCUACUGGGUGUCUCUGGCACCAUGGACUGAUACGGAACACACGAAUCUAACUGUGCAACCUGGGGAGGAAGCAUCAGGAGUGCUACUUCAUUUCGGCUCCUUAAGUGGACAAAGGCGCAGUCUCAUCCAUCUCCAAGGGAAAACCCUUCAACAGAUUUUUAGAGCUAGUAAUAAAGACAACAUAGCAUCAUCCACCUUCCCGAUUUACAGUGCAUCACCUUCCAAGACAGAUGGUCUGUCAGAAGCUGGAGGAUGCCUGCAGAGCACAUAAUAAUGAAGUAAUGAAUUGAUGCUGCUGCCGCCUAAUAGUCAGGAUCACAACUGAUAGAGCUGUGCUGCCCUUUUUCUGGUCCUUUAAUCAGGCCAGGAACGGCAGGGUGGACAUGGCUGGCCUCGUUAACAACCUGCUAAUACUGAUUCUUGUUCUUCAAAACAUCUGUUUGGGUUUCAGAAGCCCACUUUCCGUCUUCAAGAGGUACAAAGAUGCUACUAGAUCUCUUUCCAGUGAAUGCUUUGGGAGCACCAGACCGGUUGUUUCAUUUGGGCUGUCAGAUUUCACAUUGGACAUUCGUAUGCCUGGAGUGACACCCAAGCAGUCUGAUACCUACCUCUGCAUGUCAGUACGCCUGCCGGUGGAUGAUGAAGCCUACGUAGUUGACUUUAAACCUCAUGGUAGCAUGGACACUGUCCAUCACAUGUUACUCUUUGGAUGUAAUGAACCCUCUUCUAAUGAAAAUUACUGGGACUGUGAUGAAGGAAUCUGCAAAGACAAAUCAAAUAUUUUGUAUGCUUGGGCAAGAAAUGCUCCACCUACCAGGCUUCCCAAAGGUGUUGGAUUCAGAGUUGGAGGAGAAACAGGGAGCAAAUUUUUUGUACUGCAGGUACACUAUGGUGAUAUCAGUGCAUUUAGAGAUAAACACAAGGACUGCUCUGGUGUAACUUUGCAUCUGACUCAUCAAAAGCAGCCUUUGAUUGCUGGAAUGUAUCUAAUGAUGUCUGUGAACACUGUCAUACCACCUGGAGAGAAAGUGGUUGAUGCAGAUAUUGCUUGCCAUUACAAAAGAUUUCCAAUGCACCUUUUUGCCUACAGAGUUCAUACACACAGACUAGGUAAAGUAGUGAGUGGAUACAGAGUGAGAAAUGGUCAAUGGACAUUAAUUGGGAGACAGAGUCCACAAGUACCACAGGCAUUCUAUCCAGUGGAACAUCCUGUUGAUGUUAGCUAUGAUGAUAUUCUUGCAGCUAGAUGUGUGUUCAGUGGUGAAGGCAGAACUACAGAGACACAUAUAGGGGGAACAGCCAAUGAUGAAAUGUGUAAUUUUUACAUUAUGUAUUAUAUGGAAGCCAAGCAUGCUGUCUCGUAUACAACGUGCACACAGAAUGCAAACCCUGAGAUGUUCAGAAACAUACCACAGGAAGCAAAUAUUCCUAUUCCAGUCAAGCCUGAUAUGCUAAAGAUGGCACAUGGGCAUCAUGAAGAAACCAAGGAUACUGAUAAAAGUUCUUUGCAGUUGUCAAAAGGAGAAGAGGAAGAGAUUUUGGAUCAGAACUUCCACAUAGAAGAGGCUAUGGAGUGGCCAGGGUUAGACCUUAAACUAGGCCAAGUUUCUGGUUUGGCUCUGGACCCUGAAAACAACCUAGUUAUCUUCCACAGAGGUGAUCAUGUUUGGGAUGAAAAUUCUUUUGAUAGCAAAUUUGUUUAUCAACAAAGAGGACUUGGACCGAUUGAACAAAACACAAUUCUUGUUCUGAAUCCAAGUAACGCAAAGCUGCUGCGUUCCACAGGCAGAAAUCUAUUUUAUCUACCGCAUGGUUUGAGUAUAGAUAAAGAUGGUAACUACUGGGUCACUGAUGUAGCUCUCCAUCAGGUUUUCAAACUGGGAGUGGAUGCAAAAGAACCACUGCUGAUCCUCGGAGUAGCUCUGCAACCAGGCAGUGACAGCAGUCAUUUCUGUCAACCAACCGAUGUGGCUGUGGAUCCAGUCACCGGCAGCAUUUACGUAUCUGAUGGCUACUGCAACAGCCGCAUCAUUCAGUUCUCUCCAAAUGGAUUAUACAUCAUGCAGUGGGGAGAAGAGACUUCUUCAGGCAAAGCUGGACCUGGACAAUUUCGCAUCCCUCACAGCUUAGCUCUGAUCCCUGAAUUAAGUCAGCUCUGUGUUGCAGACAGGGAAAAUGGUCGAAUUCAGUGCUUCAAAUUAGAAACUGGGGAGUUCGUAAGAGAGAUAAAGCACAAAUCAUUUGGAAGAGAGUUGUUUGCUGUUUCGUAUUCUCCAGGUGGUCUGCUCUUUGCAGUUAAUGGAAUGCCUUAUCCUGGAGAGUCAGAACCAGUGCAAGGAUUUGUGAUGAACUUCUCUACUGGAGAGAUAAUUGAUAGUUUCAUUCCACUUAGAAAGAGCUUUGAGAUGCCACAUGAUAUUGUCGCUUCAGAAGAUAAAACAGUAUUUGUUGGAGAUGUUCAUGCCAGAACAGUGUGGAAGUUUGCAUCCACAGAAAAAAUGGAACAUCGGUCAGUUAAAAAGGCUGGUAUUGAGGUGCAGGAAGUAAAAGCAUCAGAAACAGUUAUAGAAGCCAGAUUGAAAAACAACCCAGAAUCAACAGACCCUCUGAAGAAGCAGGAAAAACAGCAUUUGGUUCGACAAGCGAGCACUGGAGUUUCCUUUGUUCUUAUUACAACUCUUGUAAUUAUCCCUAUUGUUGUCCUGCUGGCAAUUUUACUAUUUAUUCGUUGGAGGAAGACAGCAGUCUAUGGAGCUGAUGGGGAGCACAAACUUGACUCAAAUUCAGGCCGAAUAUUAGGCAGACUUAGAGGAAAAGGUGGUGGUGGCCUCAACCUUGGGAACUUCUUUGCAAGUCACAAAGGCUACAGCCGAAAAGGGUUUGACCGUCUCAGCACCGAAGGAAGUGAUCAAGAAAAAGAUGAAGAUGAUGGCACAGACUCAGAAGAAGAAUACUCGGCACCUGCACCCCCACAAGCACUUUCUUCCUCCUGAAAACAGCCUUUGCGUUCUCCAUUAUAUGAUUCAACCCAGAAUGUCAGAUUCCUUUUCCCUUAAGCACGUUUAAGAUUUUGUGUAUUUAAUUGUAAACUGUACUAGUCUGUGUGGGGCUGUACACUGGUUUCUUUUAAUUUUUGUUUGGUUUUGGUUCUCUUUUUAAGUGGAGGAGUGUAUGGAAGUUCCAUAUCAGUGCCGUUGUUUUUUAUGUGACUAUCUUAAUAAAGCAUAAAGUCUUCUGAUUGCAGCACUGAUUUAAAGCAGUAGUAUUUUCUCAUAACAAAUUGGGGAUCUUUUCUGUAUUUGUAAAUAAAUUGUAUUACCUGCUUCGAGAAAGUAUUUUUCCUAUAAAUAUUCAGUUGCCAAUUUCUUUUUUGUGCCUUUCCUCUUCCAUGUCCUUAACCUGUUGCAGUACAGAGAAAAUACAGUGCCACAAGAAAAUGAAGCUGCUAAAUCCUCUUCUAUUUUUUUAAAAUCACUAACAUUAUAUUGCAUUGAAGGAAAAAAAAAAAAGUAUCUAUUUAAUUGUUUUUUCUUCUUGACUUGAUGUGUUUCUGGGAUGUCUUAUUUUUAGAUGGUAUCACUGUUAGAACACUAUUUUCAGGAAUUGAAUGUAAUUUGUGUAAUAAAGUGUUCGCAGAGCAUUAGCUGGCUGAGCGUACUCUGGAAUUUUUGCAUGCUUUUAAGUUUUUUGUAUACAACUUUUGUAAAAGUUACACAGACCACUUAAUACAGGUUUUAAAAAAAAAAAAA
Molecule: messenger RNA, 3961 nt
Organism: Phasianus colchicus (ring-necked pheasant)
Lineage: Eukaryota; Metazoa; Chordata; Aves; Galliformes; Phasianidae
Source: RefSeq, a predicted model, not a curated record